UAGACGUUUCUUAUAAAUGGAAUCACGUACAGUGCGGUCUCUUGUGUCUGAGGCUUGCCGCUCUCAGCGUGGUGGCUUUGAGGUUCACCCCGGCUCCAGUGUCUGGUUCAUUCCUUGUCAUCGCCAAAUAGAACGCCAUUGUGCGGAUGUGCCCGUCUGUCUAUCGGUUCACAGGUGGACGGACGGCCCGCGAUGUUUCCACUCUUUGUAGGAACUUUCAGGAGCAAGCUUUUGUGCACAGGGGGCUCCAUUUCUCCUAAGUAGAUAUCUGCAGUGGGACUGUGGGGCCUUAGGGUAACGUUUUAAGAAACUGCUAAAUUGCUUUCCAAAGUGGCUGCACCAGCAAUAGAGGAGAGCCCUGGUUUCCUCCCCUGGGCUGCUCAGUGCUUGGAACUGUCUGACUUUUGGAUGAUAGUCACCCUGAUGGGUGUGAAAUGGCAUCACAUUGUGCUCCCUCAGUCUUUAAGUGAAUGAAUACAUUAUCUCUGAAGCCAGAGAGAACUUGACUUUGAACCUUGGUGGUCGUACUUAAUGAGGUUUAUGCCCUGGAGCAAGUCACUUCCCCGUGGAGAGGCUGAAGGAUUUCACACAGUGAGAUAAAGCAGUGAUCCCCUAAGGAACAGAGGGCCUGCUAUGGAUCUCGUGCCCACCAGGAUGAAGCCGGUAGCAGCCUGGCCACCUCUGUCACUUCGACCAUCGUCUUCAUCAUCAUCAUCAUCACCCUCCAGAGACAAGCCUGCAUCAUGACAGGGACUGUGGCAGGGACAGUUCCAGGCUCCAUUGGAGGCACCUGGCCUGUGUCCAUGUUUUAAUCUGUGACACUGUUUCUAUAACCAUCCCUGUUUUAUAGAUGAGAAAGGGGACCCAGAAGGGGGACCCUUGCCCCAAAUCACAAAGUUGGCGAGUCACAGAGCCAGUUCCAGAGCCCAGCCCUCCAUCACCGCAUCACACUUCCUGCCCUUACAAGGCAAACUGGAGAAGUGCCAUUCCUAGAGAAAACAGACCAAAUUCAAGUGGAAAAGAGGAGCGAGGACCACGGCGUCAUCGGAGCAUGGGCCUGGACGGGACAUCCCGGCUGAGGCUGCUCAGGAGGAGGCCCGUGGUGGAGUUUGCUCUUCUUCUUUGCAUAGGGACACGGCCCUGGGAACAGAGCUCAAGGCAUCUUUUGUGCUUCUGUUCCACAGUGAGUGACGUCACGGGCACUGCUAGGUCUUUAGCAUUUCUGCCAGAUACAGAGCUCAGAGCACUGGUUCUGGAGAGGAGAGCAAGGUGACGUGCAGCAGAGGGCUUGCAUCUUCAAAGAAGCAGCUGUGACCAUGGAGACCAGCCCAGACAGGUUCUUCUUCCCGGGAAACCACUGGCUGUACUUCUCUGUGUACCUCUUCUCCUUCCUCGUGGGGCUCCCACUCAACCUGAUGGCCCUGGUGAUCUUCGUGGGCAAGCUGCGGCGCCGCCCGGUGGCGGUGGACAUUCUCCUGCUCAACAUGACCCUCUCGGACCUGCUCCUGCUGAUCUUCCUGCCAUUCCGCAUGGUGGAGGCGGCCAGUGGCAUGCGCUGGCCGCUGCCCUUCAUCCUCUGCCCCCUGUCCGGGUUCCUCUUCUUCACCAGCAUCUAUCUCACGUCCCUCUUCCUGGCAGCCGUGAGCACUGAGCGCUUCCUGAGCGUGGCCUACCCGAUGUGGUACAAGACGCGGCCCAGGCUGGGCCAGGCUGCCCUGGUCAGUGGCAUCUGCUGGCUCCUGGCGGCUUCUCACUGCAGCGUGGUCUACGUCGCUGAAUUCUCUGGGGACCAAUCCCACAGCCAGGGAUCCAACGGGACCUGCUACCUGGAAUUCCGGGAGGACCAGCUGGCCUUUUUGCUGCCUGUCCGGCUGGAGAUGGCCGUGAUCCUUUUUGGGGUGCCCCUGCUCAUCAGCGGUUUCUGCUACAGUCGCCUCGUGUGGAUCCUCAGCAGGGGGACCAGCCGGCGCAGGCGCAGGAGGGUGGUGGGGCUCGUGGUGGCCACUCUCCUCAACUUCCUCGUGUGCUUCGGGCCCUACAACAUGUCCCACGUGGUGGGCUACAUCGAGGGUCAGAGCCCCACCUGGAGGAGUUACGUGCUGCUCCUCAGCACCCUGAAUUCCUGCGUGGACCCCCUUGUCUACUAUUUCUCAUCAUCCAGGUUCCAAGCCGAUUUCCAGGAGCUGCUGGGGAGGCUGAUGGGGGGCUGCAGCCCUUGGAGGCUGGAGGUUAGCGUGGAGCUGAAGGUCAAGGGUGGAGGAGAGGGGCAGGUGCAGGACUGUCCGACCUAGAGAGCAGGGACAGACUUCAGAAGGCUAGGGAGCAGGUAGCCCCAAGGUCUGGGCUAAGCGUGUGGUCCUCUGGGGCAGGGAGGUGUAGCAGACCCAUGUCCCCGGGGCAGGACCAUGCCAUGCCGUGACAGGUCGACUGGAUGUGGCUCAGGGGCAGAGCAGAUACCCUGCCCCCUUAGGGAUGUGCUCACAGAAGCCAGCUCUUGAUUUUUGCCUCUUCCGGUUCUCCCAUCUGCUCUGGAUCUGACUCUGGGAAGUUGUCAGGAUCGGAGACUUCUCUGGAAGAAAAUGACCUCCCCCAGUGUCCCCCCUCCCUCCUCCCGGGCCCUGACAGCAACAGGCCAAUUCCUGUGUCUUUCUGAGGGAAAAGGAGGAAAGAGCAGUGCCCAGGGUCAGAGGGAGCGGCCAGGCGACAGGAGAGGGGAGAGGGAGGAGUUCACUCUUCAGGUUGGGAGGGGAGCAGACAGGGCCCCAGGGCUGGGGAGCAACCUGCCCCCCAGGGUGGGCUGUACCGGAAAGUUCCCAGUGCUCAAAGAAUUCAGAUCUUCAGGGACGGUUUGUGAACCUUGACAGAGAAAAGUCACCCAAAUAAAUUUGGUAGCGAGCAAAAGAGAA
Ictidomys tridecemlineatus (thirteen-lined ground squirrel) is the source of this 2906-nucleotide messenger RNA. It is a transcript of the gene Ffar3, whose product is annotated as free fatty acid receptor 3. Gene Ontology annotation, biological process: cellular response to fatty acid; G protein-coupled receptor signaling pathway. Gene Ontology annotation, cellular component: plasma membrane. Gene Ontology annotation, molecular function: G protein-coupled receptor activity. NCBI's taxonomy places the organism in Eukaryota, Metazoa, Chordata, Mammalia, Rodentia, Sciuridae. The record is from RefSeq and is a predicted model, not a curated record.